CGGCACAGCAUAGAGCAGCAUAAGUGGGUUUGGCAGGAUUAAUUGUGUCCGCGUCACGCGUAAGCUGAGGUCUCACUGUGCUUAUGAGUCAUGACUUAAGGGGCCCGAACGAGUAUUUUUCGUUCAUUCGUGUGAAAACCUUCGUGCAGUAAAGAGCUCAGGAACUUACAUUUACUUCGAUUGUGCUUAGGAGAGAAGAUAUUUGCUUCUUGUGGUAUUUUGAUAAUAUUUUACGCCAGGAGAGGAACUGUGAAGCAUCUUCGCCAUAUAGUUUUGGAUGUGUCAAUUUGUUAAAUUAUCGUCUUAAGCUCCGAAAGUGUGUGUGUGGGGCUUUUUUUCUUGUGGAUAGAGAGGAAAGAGCGCGCUUGACACGCCAAAUACGCAAAACAAGUAACCAAGGAUUUUUGCCGUUUUUCCAACCACGUAUAAGUAAUAAACGAAGUGACCUUACAAGCUUACAUGAGAUUAUGGUGGAUUUAAUUAGGAAAAGAGUGUGUCGACGGCAAUAAGUGUGGCUGAGAAGCAUUGCGAAGCGCAGUGAAAUAGUGUUGCAAUUACGUGAUAUUGUGUGGCUGUCAGUGUGACGUCUGCACCAUCGCGCCUCCCCCGAGUCUGUGCUAUAUACAUAAGUAGUUUGCGAGCGCAAAGCCAUCUGCAAUUGGCUGGCGGGGCAGAGAGACUGAGUGAGAACACCUGUAACUAUGAAAAUGCGAGACAAUCCCAACAACAUGGAGUCAUUCUACGAGGAAAAUGCCCAGUUCACCACGACUCCGGCCACAACGACGGGCGGCAGUCUGAAGCGGCCGUUCACGCUGGACCUGAACGGGAGCAAGGAUCAGCCGAAGCGGCAGCGCUUCAACCAGUCUGUGAAUACCACAUCUGUGAUCAGCAGUCCAGAUCUGCAAAUGCUCAAGAUGGCCUCGCCAGAACUGGAGAAAUUCAUUAUGAGCAAUAACACACUCCAAACGCCCACACCCAGCUUGGUAUUCCCGCAAAAGGUCACCUUGGAGCAGGCCAUGUAUGCCAAAGGUUUCGAGGAGGCCCUCAUAUCGCUCCACAACAGCGACAAGACCCAAAAUCUCACCGUAACCAAUACAACCGCCGCCACAACGACGACCAACAACAAUAACAUCAUUAGCAGUAACAACAACACGAUAAAUUCCUCAUCCCUGGCCAUGAGCGGCGGAACCGUAGUUACCUACACGAAUAUGGAUGAUCCCAUGAUCGUGCCCAUCAAGGAUGAACCGCAGACCGUGCCGAACUCGCCCACGCUCAGUCCGAUCGACAUGGAGUCGCAGGAGAGGAUAAAGCUGGAGCGGAAGCGCCAGAGGAACCGAGUGGCGGCGUCCAAGUGCCGGAAGCGGAAGCUGGAGAGGAUAUCGAAGCUGGAGGACAAGGUGAAGUGUCUGAAGGGGGAGAACUCCGAGCUCACGGGCGUGGUGUACAAUCUGAAGGAGCACGUGAUGCAGCUGAAGCAGCAGGUCAUGGAGCACAUGAACGCCGGCUGCCAGAUCCAAAUCCAGCAAUUCUAAGAUGGCCUCCCUGUCUAAUUCGUAGAUCCUAAGUGUAAUUUCUAGCAUAACUGUUGCUUUAAUUAUUGAAUAAUUUUCAUAGGUGACAAAUUAACAUGAUUUACGAAUACUUUUUUUUCCAUGUUAAGUGAUUUUUCUACCAUUAAUUUUAGUUAUUUAUUUACACAGUGUAAAUUUUGUAAGGAAUUUUAAGUGGCAUUCCUGAUAAUCAGGACAAGUUUAAUUUGUAGUCCGGAUACCCAAUUGUAGUGCACACACGAGUAGUCUCUUCAAUAUUUGACAAUUCUUUCUUAAAUAUUAGAUUUAAAUGUUAUCUCAUUUUAUUGUGCUACCGUUUGUCGACGUUCUUCUGUGCGCGCGUGGAGAUAAAUUUCUAGUCUCGCUAGAACAUUUCAAUCAAAAGAGAGAAUAAAUGUGAAUUUUGCGUAAGUUUUUAAGCGGAACAAAGAUGCCAUUACAUAAUUGUUGCUAAGUGCUUUUGUAAGUUUUGUCGCGUAAGUUGUCUUUUUUAUAAUAUUACAAUAUUUGAAGAGAUAAAAAAUAUUUGAAAGACCCUUGAGAUAAUAAAGUAAGAAAGAGAAAAAUUAUAUUUAUACAGAAAUAUAUACAGAUGAGAAUAUUAAAAAGUAAGAGAAUAAAAGAUUAAAAAAUUA
This is a messenger RNA of Phlebotomus argentipes, 2185 nucleotides long. It is a transcript of the gene Jra, whose product is annotated as transcription factor Jra. Gene Ontology annotation, biological process: regulation of cell population proliferation; regulation of transcription by RNA polymerase II; regulation of cell cycle. The coding region runs from base 702 to 1532 and encodes 276 amino acids. The record is from RefSeq and is a predicted model, not a curated record. The transcript has 3 exons. Gene Ontology annotation, cellular component: transcription regulator complex. Lineage: Eukaryota; Metazoa; Arthropoda; Insecta; Diptera; Psychodidae. Gene Ontology annotation, molecular function: RNA polymerase II cis-regulatory region sequence-specific DNA binding; DNA-binding transcription factor activity, RNA polymerase II-specific; transcription factor binding.